CACAAUUUGGACGGAUUUGGUUGCCGCCAUCACCAUUCGGCGGUUCAUUUGUCCAUCUGCGCUUAUUCUCUAGUCUCACGACGUGUCUGUAAAGGCAGACAUGUCGGCGUCCACGGUGAAGCGACACCAUGCCUUUUCCAGCAUGGCCGGACGACAUUGCGCAAGCUGGUUCGCACAAAUUCAAGGUUCCACUGCAAUCAAGCACGCCCCUCUAUGACCCUGGCAACCUCGACGAUGAGGUCCAGUACAAACUCGGCGCCUACCAUGGCGACGACGAAGCUCGAGAUGUCCCUUCUAAUGAGAAGGACCCGCGGCCAUAUAAUCUUCAGCGUCACUCGUUUCCGACAACAUUUGACUUGGGUGGCAAGGACAGUGUGAUGCACAGCAUUUCGGUCCAGCGCAGGCUGCCAAAGAAGCCCUCAUUGCCACCCGCGUUCAAGCACAAUACAUUGGCGCCACAAUCAAUCGAAUCGCAGAGAAUCACCAGUGGUGCCUUGUGCUCAAGGCCAGCAAGAGAGCCAGCUUCCGCGCAUCGGCUUCCCAGUGUGGAGAGGAGCUUUGAGUUGCUGCAAUCAGCGGGCAAGCGUAGAUCACUGCAUAAAUUCACAACAGCGUCCUCCGAAAGCAACAACUCGACUCUCACGUUAAAAGUGCCCGUCACACCCGCUCGUCCGAAUGCAGGUCCGAUUCGCGUCUCGCUCUCGACCGCCUCCGACAGUAGCGAAGGAUCGAAAGCAACCCACGUGCUACCACCCCCUGUGUCCACCACAAAGGGGAAUCGAUUUGUAACCCUCAACGGAGAUUCUAUGGACCAUGACACCACGCCGUUACAGCACGUACGUGGCCUUCUUCUGCUUCAUACACCCACGCGGAUCGAUGGAACGGCGAUAGCAGAGUCGCCAUCUGUGAACCUCGUUAGAACUCCCGCCCUCGAGACAGACCUGGCACUCUUACGAACCGCCUCUGGCAAUGGCCUCGGCCCGCUGGUGGGCCCGACGUACGCUGAAAUUGCAAGAUGGAAAGGCAAGCGGCGAGCGCAUCGGGAAGAUGACGAAGAUGAUAGCAGAUGCAACAAGGCCAACCGUGUACUCGAGCUGAACAACUCGACGCGGGCGGCAGCAGCAGCAGCGCCACUACCUCAUACCCCGACGAAGCGUCAGAAGGUCCUCCCUUCAUCCCCUGGCAGUGUCAACCUCCUCAAACUCGCGAAAAAGCUGAGCCCAGACCGCAUCGGCAUCGCCAACUCACGCGACAAGGUCAUCGGCAGAGGUCUCGCCGAGCGAGCAUCCACCGUACUUAAAAAAGAGCGAUCCGAAUGGCUCAUGUGGGAAGCGUCAACGAGGACCAGCCGGCUGAAUGCCAUGCCUGCUGUACUGACUGGAACGAAGAAGCGCGCAUCUAUCUUCGCUGAGGACGACGACCCGCAGGCGCUCCCCGCCCAAGAGCGCAUACAGGCUACCAAAACGGCCGCACGGCGAGUGCAGCGACCAGACCGUGUCCUUGAAGUCGUCUCGGUUCUAGAGCCACUGCAUCACACGCUGCAGAUGCGAGGCAUUUCUGCUCGGAGUGAGUCAAGUACGCCCGCCCAAUUGCUACACUCUGAGCAGAUCCUUGCGCUCUGCUGCGACGCGGAUUCGGAUCGUGCGCAGGCAGAGCCAAAAGGAAUCUUUCCUGUUCUGUUCUCUACGUCCAUUUCGCACUUUGCGUCAUCCGGUAGAUCCAAGCGGGCUGCCCUCUUUGCAACCUCAGCUACCGGCCCGCAGAACAUGGAGAGUAAGAAUGCGCUUGUCGAGGUGAUGAAGGCACUUGCGCACGCGCAUGGGUCGCAACCACGGCAAACGCCCCCACAGCCUUCAAAUCGUCUGGCUCUUGAUAUCUGGAGCCCCAUUGAGCUCGGCCUGGUGCCUCUUUCUGAUAUUGCCGAGCCCAAGCUUUGCGCUUUGCUUUGCACGAGGUUCAAACUGCACAAGAGGGAUCAUUCUCCAAUCGCGUAGCUCUGCCUUUGCCCCCUUCCCUGACAUUUCCCCCACGACCCCUUGCGUGCAUCUUAUACCCCAUCGUUCGGGGUUUCAUGCCCCCUGGCUCUAACAUACGUCGCCGCCGUGGCAGUGCAUACGCCCGCCUCCGCGUCCGCGUCACCGUCACUCUCCAUUCUUUGUUUGC
Molecule: messenger RNA, 2163 nt
Organism: Tilletiaria anomala UBC 951
Lineage: Eukaryota; Fungi; Basidiomycota; Exobasidiomycetes; Georgefischeriales; Tilletiariaceae
Exons: 2
Coding region: 129-1994 (621 amino acids)
Source: RefSeq, a predicted model, not a curated record